AUGAAUCCAAACAAUCCCCCAUCUUCAAAUUCUCAAAACUCAAACCCUCAUUUUCCAUAUCCAUAUCCAAAUUCCUACUUUCCAAACACACAAAAUUUUAAUUUUAAUUCUCAAAUCCCGAAUUCUCAAUACCAAAUUCCAAAUUCUCAGAAUUCUCAAUUUCCAUUUCCGUAUCCUCAAAAUUCUCCUUAUCAAUUUCCAUUUUCCCAAUUUUUAAAUCCACAAUUUGAAACUCAACAAACACCUAUCAAUAUUCAAAAUUCUCCACAUUCACAAGUACCUCCAUUUGGUAACACAAAUAUUAUUGAUUUAAAUGAUGAUUGCGACGAAAUUGAAGAUGUACGAGAAGCGCUUGGUCAGUGGAAGUGGGUUGAAGAUAAACUCCUAAUAAGUGCAUGGUUGAAUGUGUCGAUUGAUCCACUUAUCGGUACUGAUCAAAAAGCCGAAGCAUUUUGGGACCGAAUUCAUCAAUAUUGUGAAGAAGAUAAUCCCGGCGUCAUCAAAAGAGGAGUUGUGGCUAUGAAGAAAAGGUGGUCCAGAAUAAAUGAAGGUGCUCAGAAAUUUGGUUCGUGUUAUGAUGAGGCUCAACGAGUAGUUGGGAGUGGUUCGAACUUGGAUGACGUUAUUGAGCAAGCUCAUGUACUUCAUUUAGCUAAGUACAAAAAGAAGUCUAACUUUGACAAUCACUGGCGUGAGCUUCGUAGACAACCCAAGUGGAGAACUCCUGUAAGCAGUGCAAGUUCUAAAAGAACUAAAUUAAGUGAUUCCGGACAUUACUCCUCGUCAGGAAAUAACGAUACACCAACAAAUGAGAAUAUUGCUGAAUCUCCGGUUCGUCCUAAAGGUACAAAAGCGACAAAAAGGAAAGGAAAAGGGAAGGCAAAAGUAGCAGAAGCAUUUGAAGAGUAUGAAGACAUACGGGUAAAUGCCUGUAGAAAAUUGGACCUGAUGCAGGCAUUAAACGAAACUCGUCAAAAAGAGCUUGAGGCAAAGCAAACAGAGCCAUCAACGUCUAGAGAAAGAUUUCGCAUGGGAAGACAUGUCUUUCUUCGUAUUGUGGAUGCUCUUUCAAAUUUUGAUCCAUACUUCCAACAAAGGAUCGAUGCAGUGGGAAGAAAAGGUUUAUCACCUUUACAAAAAUGUACUGCAGCAAUGCGUAUGUUGGCGUAUGGAAUAUCUGCUGAUGCUGUUGAUGACUACGUUCGUAUUGGGGAGACUACUGCGACAGAGUGCUUGAAAAAUUUCGCCUCUUCCGUAAUUACGAUAUUUGAAGGUGAGUACUUGCGAAAACCAAACUCUAAUGACGUACAACGUUUAUUACAUAUGGGUGAGGCUCGUGGGUUUCCUGGUAUGAUGGGCAGUAUUGACUGCAUGCACUGGCAAUGGAAGAAUUGUCCUAAAGCAUGGAAGGGCAUGUUCAUGAAUGGUCACAAAGGAGUCGCAACAAUUGUACUAGAAGCGGUUGCUUCAUCUGAUCUAUGGAUAUGGCACGCAUUUUUCGGAGUUGCUGGAUCAAAUAAUGACAUAAAUGUUUUAGAUCGAUCACCGGUCUUUGAUGAGGUGCUACAAGGUCGUGCUCCUGAGGUAAACUAUACUAUCAAUGGAAAUAAUUAUAAUAUGGGAUAUUACUUAACAGAUGGAAUAUAUCCUGAAUGGGCAACGUUUGUUAAAACCAUACCACGUCCACAAGGUGAGAAAAGAAAAUUAUUUUCAAAAUAUCAAGAAAGCCAACGAAAAGACGUCGAACGAGCAUUUGGUGUGUUACAGGCCCGUUUCGCAAUUGUACGUGGUCCAGCACGAUUUUGGGACAAGGCAGAUCUUGGGAGAAUAAUGAGAGCGUGCAUCAUAAUACAUAAUAUGAUUGUUGAAGACGAGAGGGACACAUAUGCAACUCAAUUUGGUCCAUUACCAACUUAUGAUGAUGCAAUAAAUGGCUUGUCGCAACCAAACUUAGGGGAAGAACCUUUUGUCCCGUAUGAAACGUAUAUUCAAAACAGUAUACGGAUGCGUGAUAAACGAACACAUCGUCAGCUACAAAAUGACUUGGUUGAGCAUAUCUCGCAGUUUCACAAUAAUCGUUAA
Messenger RNA from Daucus carota subsp. sativus, 2082 nucleotides. RefSeq lists its product as uncharacterized. The transcript is spliced from 2 exons. NCBI's taxonomy places the organism in Eukaryota, Viridiplantae, Streptophyta, Magnoliopsida, Apiales, Apiaceae. The record is from RefSeq and is a predicted model, not a curated record. Bases 1 to 2082 code for a protein of 693 amino acids.